Messenger RNA from Loxodonta africana (African savanna elephant), 1966 nucleotides. It is a transcript of the gene SLC2A8, whose product is annotated as solute carrier family 2 member 8. The transcript is spliced from 10 exons. NCBI's taxonomy places the organism in Eukaryota, Metazoa, Chordata, Mammalia, Proboscidea, Elephantidae. Gene Ontology annotation, biological process: D-glucose transmembrane transport. Gene Ontology annotation, cellular component: membrane. The record is from RefSeq and is a predicted model, not a curated record. Bases 75 to 1511 code for a protein of 478 amino acids.
GGGUGCCGGCCGCACUCGCGGGACCUGUGGCAGUUCAGGCGCCUGAGCGGACCGAACAAGCGUUAGCCGCUGACAUGACGCCUGCGGACCAGGAGGAAAGGCAGUCACUCCUGCGGCCGCCCGGCGGCAGCGUCCCCCGCGGCCGCCGCCUCUUCCUCGCCGCCUUUGCAGCUGCCCUGGGCCCGCUCAGCUUCGGCUUCGCGCUCGGCUACAGCUCGCCGGCCAUCCCGAGCCUGCGGCGCGAUGCCUCCCGGGCCCUGCGCCUCGGCGACGACGCCGCCUCCUGGUUCGGGGCCAUCGUGACCCUGGGCGCCGCGGCGGGGGGCGUGCUGGGCGGCUGGCUGGUGGAUCGCGCCGGACGCAAGCUGAGCCUCAUGCUCUGCACCCUGCCCUUCGUGGCUGGCUUUGCCGUCAUCACUGCGGCCCAGGAUGUGUGGAUGCUGCUCGGGGGCCGCCUCCUCACCGGCUUGGCCUGCGGCAUUGCCUCGCUAGUGGCCCCGGUGUACAUCGCUGAAAUUGCUUACCCAGCAGUCCGGGGGCUGCUGGGCUCCUGUGUGCAGCUGAUGGUCGUCACAGGCAUCCUCCUAGCCUACAUGGCAGGCAGCAUCCUGGAGUGGCGCUGGCUGGCGGUGCUGGGCUGUGCGGCCCCCUCUCUCAUGUUGCUACUCAUGUGCUGCGUGCCUGAGACCCCACGGUUCCUGCUGACUCAGCACAAGCGCCAGGAAGCCAUGGCCGCCCUGCGCUUCCUGUGGGGCUCUGAACAGGGCUGGGAAGAGCCCCCCCUCGGGGAUGAACACCAGGGCUUCCACCUGACUCAGCUGAGGCGGCCUGGCGUCUACAAGCCCUUCAUCAUCGGCAUUUCACUGAUGGCCUUCCAGCAGCUGUCGGGGAUCAACGCCGUUAUGUUCUAUGCAGAGACCAUCUUUGAGGAGGCCAAAUUCAAGGACAGCAGCCUGGCCUCAGUCAUCGUGGGCGCUAUCCAGGUACUGUUCACUGCUGCAGCAGCGCUCAUCAUGGACAGAGCUGGACGGAGGCUGCUCCUGGCUGUGUCAGGUGUGAUCAUGGUGUUCAGCACUAGCGCCUUUGGUGCCUACUUCAAGCUGACCCAGGGUGGCCCCAACAACUCCUCACACAUGGACCUCUUCACGCCCAUCUCCAUGGAGCCUGUCGAUGCCAGUGCAGGGCUGGCCUGGUUGGCUGUGGGAAGCAUGUGCUUUUUCAUCGCUGGCUUCGCUCUGGGCUGGGGGCCCAUCCCUUGGCUGCUUAUGUCAGAGAUCUUCCCUCUGGAUGUUAAGGGUGUGGCCACCGGUGUCUGCGUCCUCACCAACUGGCUCAUGGCCUUUCUGGUGACAAAAGAAUUUAGCAACCUCAUGGAGGUCCUCAGGCCCUAUGGCGCCUUCUGGCUCAGCUCUACCUUCUGCAUCUUCAGCGUCCUCUUCACUGUGUUCUGUGUCCCCGAAACCAAAGGGAAGACUUUGGAACAAAUCACAGCCCAUUUUGAGGGACGGUGACAGCUCCUUGUUUGUGGCCGACCCUCCUAGCUGGGCUAGCUUUGGGCUUUGGAGGGGACGAAGCCAGCCCCAAACCCCAGGAGGCUCCAGGGGAGCUGGGACCCAGGACCACAGCCCCUUGGAGCCUUGGCCUCUGGGGUCCCUCCUUCCUGUGCAGCUUCCUGUAGCCCAGUGACCGGGAGUAUGAGGUGCCAGUCUCCUGGUCCAGUUCCUGCAGUUUAUCUUCGGACUUGGGAGCAGGGAGCAGCUCAGAGGGUGUUUGCAGUCCUGUGGUCAGCCUUCCACCAUCUCCUUCACAACACUGAAGCAGCAGAAAAGGAGGUGGACUCAUGGUUCCUCAUUUCUGGCUGGAGAUGCUUUUGGCGGCUGGGUGCUGGGCACACACUUUUUGCUCUCACGUGGUUGGAUUAUCAGGAAGGAACUUUGUUUGCCAAAUAAAGAUUUGACUCAGAAAA